Messenger RNA from Colletotrichum lupini, 708 nucleotides. Its product is annotated as FeS cluster assembly scaffold IscU. The record is from RefSeq and is a predicted model, not a curated record. Gene Ontology annotation, molecular function: ferrous iron binding; 2 iron, 2 sulfur cluster binding. The transcript has 6 exons. Gene Ontology annotation, biological process: iron-sulfur cluster assembly; intracellular iron ion homeostasis. The coding region runs from base 1 to 708 and encodes 235 amino acids. Gene Ontology annotation, cellular component: cytoplasm; mitochondrial matrix. Lineage: Eukaryota; Fungi; Ascomycota; Sordariomycetes; Glomerellales; Glomerellaceae.
AUGUUCUCCAGAUCUCUCCGCGUCGCCUCUCGCAGGGUCCUUGCGACCUCUGUCCGCCCUUCUGCCAUGCCCGCUCGUCAGCUUGCACCUGCUGCCACUGUCGGCGCCACGAGGGGAUACCACGAGAAGGUCCUUGACCACUACUCGCGUCCCCGUAACGUCGGCUCGAUGCCCAAGGGCGACCAGGACGUCGGUCAGGGUCUCCCAUCCUACGAUCCAUCUUCUCACUAUCACGAUACCAUUGUUUGGGCCGCCUGGGUUGUGGCAGCGGCGUGCACUUGGGUCUCCGACACGAUGCGCUACCUCGCUCUCCACGCUCUUCAACUCGACGCAUUUCAUCCGGCUUUUCGCGACACCAAUAAUCAUGGCCUUUCUGCCGUUAUGCUCAACAUCCGUGUCGACCCCAAGACCAAUGUCAUCUCCGACGUCAAGUUCAAGACCUUCGGCUGCGGAUCCGCCAUCGCUUCCUCCAGCUACCUUACCGAGCUUGUCCGGGGCAUGACCUUGGAGCAGGCCGGCCGCGUCAAGAACACCGAGAUUGCCCAGGAGCUCAAGCUUCCCCCCGUCAAGCUCCACUGCAGCAUGCUUGCCGAGGACGCCAUCAAGGCCGCCAUUUCCGACUACUACACCAAGAACCCCAACGCGAAGCCCACCAACCUGGCCGGCACCGAGGCCAAGGCCGAGUCCGCCGCCUCCGCUUCUGCAUAA